AUGAGCCAUGUUGUUUGGAACUCGUACACAAAAGAUGCAUUUGACAGAAAUUGGAACGAUUUCCUUCUAAAGUAUGGCCUCGGAAGGAACAAGUGGCUUUCAGAGCUGUACGAGGAUCGGCAUAUAUGGAUUCAAGUUUACUUGGAUCACCACUUCUGGGCUGGGAUGAGAAGCACACAAAGGAGCAAGAGCAUACAUUCAUUUUUCAACAAGUUCAUCACACUGAACAGCUCCCUGAGACAAUUCGUGAAGCAAUACGACAAUUGCCUAGCAAGCAUAGAGCAAAGAGAAAGAGAAUUGGAUGCUGCAGAUUUUCACACCGUGAUACCGUGUGCAACAAAAUCAGCAAUAGAGGCACAGUUUCAGCAUGUGUAUACCCACGAGAAGUUCAGGGAAGUUCAAGCUCAAUUCGGAGGUAAAGUGAACUGUAUCACAAGAUCAAUGCAUUCCACCCUAGGUUUCACAACAUACGAAGUCGUAGAGCAGGUUUCGAACUCCACAUUCAACAAGUUUGUCAUUACCUAUGAUGCAAUAUCACGAGAGGUAAAGUGCCAGUGCUUGCUGUCCGAGUCAAGAGGCAUAUUGUACCACCAUUCCCUAAGCGUCCUAAGCUUUGAGCGAGUGUAUAAUAUGGCACCGAAAUACAUACUAGAACGCUAG
This is a messenger RNA of Arachis duranensis, 660 nucleotides long. Its product is annotated as protein FAR-RED IMPAIRED RESPONSE 1-like. The transcript is spliced from 2 exons. NCBI's taxonomy places the organism in Eukaryota, Viridiplantae, Streptophyta, Magnoliopsida, Fabales, Fabaceae. The record is from RefSeq and is a predicted model, not a curated record. The coding region runs from base 1 to 660 and encodes 219 amino acids. Gene Ontology annotation, biological process: regulation of DNA-templated transcription.